Molecule: messenger RNA, 859 nt
Organism: Desarmillaria tabescens
Lineage: Eukaryota; Fungi; Basidiomycota; Agaricomycetes; Agaricales; Physalacriaceae
Exons: 2
Coding region: 97-771 (224 amino acids)
Biological process (GO): mycotoxin biosynthetic process
Source: RefSeq, a predicted model, not a curated record
AAAUUUUACAAAGAGGUGCAUGGCGGCAACUAAGCGACUUUGCUUAAGUGCCUACCUCACCGUAGUACUGUAUGCUACAUCUUCGCAGUCUGAGCUAUGCGCUUUCAAUAUUCCGACGUAUUUCUAUUCCUUUCCAUCCUCUUGUGCAUUGUCUCCACUGCUCUAUUGUUUACCUUGGUUGAAUAUGCAUGGGUCGUAUCCGAAUUCUUUGCUAGUCCGAUUCCACCUCGAACAUCGCUUUUGCUGUCUAGCGAUAUGUUAGAUUAUACUUUCAUCGGAGAUGAUUUCCCAUAUGCUCUCCCGGUUGCUCAGAAUCUCUCUACUGUUAUCCUGCAAGUGGAGGAGAGUGUGCAUUUCUCCCUAAACCAUCCUAAUUCUCAUGCAGAAUGGCAAUCGAUUCUUCCAACAUCUCUCGGUACCGUCGUCUUAGGACCCUCCAAUCGAACCUUUGCAGUACCCAUGUUCCAUGAGCUACAUUGCACGGUCCUCCUCUUCGAGUCAUUUGCCCCAGACGCUGAAAAGCCCCACUGGGGUCAUCUUAAACACUGUAUGAAUUACAUUAGGCAGUGGGCAUUGUGCCGCGCGGAUUUGACGUUGGAGCCAGGGAGUUUCGAGCAACGGGAUUUUCUCAGGGAGCGAGUAGGGGCGAUGCACGUCUGCCAAGAUUGGGAUGAGGUAUACACUUAUGCGGCGACCAAUUGGAAUAAGUGGGUCCGGGAUUGGAUAACUCUACAUGGCAUCAGUGCUGUUGCUGUAGCCGGAUCCCACUGAGGGCCCAUCUACUACUAGGUUGUUCAUACUUGAAAAUUGUGACGUAUGCAGUACAUAUUCUAUUGAAAGCCUCGGCCGAUAUAAGUAU